Messenger RNA from Belonocnema kinseyi, 3059 nucleotides. RefSeq names its product C-1-tetrahydrofolate synthase, cytoplasmic (gene pug). Gene Ontology annotation, molecular function: methenyltetrahydrofolate cyclohydrolase activity; formate-tetrahydrofolate ligase activity; methylenetetrahydrofolate dehydrogenase (NADP+) activity. Gene Ontology annotation, cellular component: cytosol. Lineage: Eukaryota; Metazoa; Arthropoda; Insecta; Hymenoptera; Cynipidae. The coding region runs from base 47 to 2902 and encodes 951 amino acids. The transcript is spliced from 13 exons. The record is from RefSeq and is a predicted model, not a curated record. Gene Ontology annotation, biological process: tetrahydrofolate interconversion.
AAAUCUUGCAUUUAGUUUUCCCAUAUUCGUUGUAUCAACCGUUUGUAUGAUAACAGCUCAGCGAUUUGUUAAAGUGUUAAUCAGGGGCAUGGCUACUGAUAAACGAGGAGUUUUGCUUUCCGGCACUGAAUUAUCAAAGGAAAUUCGAGAAUCUUUGACUAAAGAUGUCGCAGAACUCAAAUCGAAAUUACCCGAUUUUACACCCGGUCUUGCGAUUGUGCAAGUUGGAGGAAGGGAAGAUUCCAAUGUUUAUAUUCGAAUGAAGAUUAAAGCUGCAGCGGAAAUUGGAAUUAAGACAACUCAUCUGAAAUUGCCAAACACAACCACAGAAACCGAAUUGCUCAAUAAACUCAACCAUUUGAACAAUGAUCCCAACACUCAUGGAAUUAUUGUUCAAAUGCCGUUAGACAGUGUCAACAAGAUAAAUUCUCAUCUAAUUACAGAUACUGUAUCGCCUGAUAAGGAUGUUGAUGGACUUAACACAAUAAAUGAAGGCCGUGUUGCUAUUGGUGAUAUGACUGGAUUUUUGCCUUGCACGCCAAAUGGAUGUAUCGAACUUAUUAAAAAAAGUGGAGUUCCAUUUACAGGCGCUCAAGCCGUUGUUUUGGGAAGAAGUAAAAUUGUCGGGACUCCAGUAGCAGAAUUAUUAAAAUGGCAAAAUGCUACAGUAACAGUUUGCCAUUCGAAAACAAAAGAUCUUCCCAAAGUGGUUUCUCAAGCUGACAUUUUAGUCGUCGGUAUUGGACAACCAGAAUUGGUUAAAGGCUCUUGGAUCAAACCAGGAGCGGUUGUCAUAGAUUGUGGAAUCAAUUCCAUCCCAGAUUCCACCAAAAAAUCUGGAAGUCGUCUCGUGGGUGACGUAGCCUUCCAGGAGGCAGUGCAAGUGGCAUCUUUCAUCACGCCAGUUCCAGGAGGAGUUGGACCUAUGACUGUAGCCAUGUUAAUGAAAAACACAGUUAUAUCUGCUCAAAGAACAGCUUCACAGCUACUCACCAAUGAGUGGAAGUUAAGAACUUUAAAAUUAAAAAUAGAAAGACCCGUGCCCAGCGAUAUUUCAAUUUCGAGAAGCCAGGAACCAAAAGCAAUUACCCAGCUGGCGGAAGAGAUAGGAAUUUUGCCAGGUGAAGUGAUUCCUUAUGGUAGCAAGAAAGCUAAAGUGAGUCUUAAAGUUCUCCAGAGGCUGCAAAAUCAACAAAAUGGAAAAUAUGUCGUGGUAGCUGGAAUUACACCCACUCCUCUAGGAGAAGGCAAAAGUACAACGACUUUGGGUCUAGUUCAAGCUCUGUCAGCUCAUAAGGGCAAAAAUUCUUUUGCUACCUUGAGACAACCGAGUCAGGGGCCCACCUUCGGAGUUAAGGGGGGCGCAGCUGGUGGUGGAUAUUCACAGGUUAUACCCAUGGAAGAAUUUAAUCUUCAUCUCACUGGUGAUAUUCACGCAAUAAGUGCAGCUAACAACCUUCUCGCUGCUCAAGUAGAUGCUCGUUAUUUCCACGAAUCUACACAAACGGAUAAAGCAUUGUUUGACAGAUUGGUGCCCACUGUAAAAGGAGCUCGAAAGUUUUCGAAAAUUCAACUGCGAAGAUUAGAGAAACUUGGAAUUACGAAAACAGAUCCUAGCUCCCUGACAGAAGAAGAAAAAAGUAGAUUCGUCAGACUAGAUGUCGAUCCCGAGAAUAUCACUUGGACGAGAGUCGUUGACAUAAACGACCGAAUGUUAAGAAAAAUCACAAUUGGACAAGGACCUGCAGAAAAAGGUCGGAUUAGAGAAACUUCUUUCCGCAUUUCUGUUGGUUCCGAAAUUAUGGCAGUUCUUGCUUUAUCCACUAACGUCGAUGAUUUGAAAACGAGGCUUGGAAAUAUUGUCGUUGGAUUCAGUAAGAGUGGCGUUCCUCUAACUGCGGAAGAUUUUGGUAUGACUGGAGCAAUGGCAAUAUUAUUGAAAGAUGCGAUCGAGCCAACCCUAAUGCAAAGUGUGGAAGGAACUCCAGUGAUGGUCCAUUGUGGACCUUUUGCAAAUAUCGCUCAUGGAUGCUCGUCCAUCAUCGCAGAUGCCAUCGCCUUGAAACUUGUUGGUCCCGACGGUAUUGUUGUGACGGAAGCGGGCUUCGGAUCCGAUAUUGGUAUGGAAAAGUUCUUCAACAUCAAGUGUCGAACCUCCGGCCACAUACCAGAUGCAGUCGUCCUGGUAGCAACUAUCCGAGCUCUCAAAAUGCAUGGUGGUGGCCCUCCUGUUACACCAGGCGCCGUUCUUCAGAAAGAGUAUAUUGAGGAAAAUCUUGAACUGCUCCGUAGAGGUCUUCCAAAUCUGCAGAAGCAUAUAAGCAAUGGAAACAAAUUUGGAGUCCCUGUUGUCGUGGCCAUCAACAGUUUUGAAUCGGAUACGCAAGCUGAGUUAGAAUUAGUAAAAGAAGCAGCGAUCGCCAGUGGAGCCGCAGACGCAGUAAUUUGUACACAUUGGGCCGAUGGUGGACCUGGUGCCGUGGAUCUCGCAGAUGCAGUCGUUGCAGCUACGAAAAAACCAAGUAACUUUAAAUUUCUCUACGACGUCAACUCCGGCAUCGUCGAAAAAAUAAACACCAUCGCGAAAGAAAUGUAUGGUGCAGGCGAAGUCAUUUUAGCAGAUAAGGUGAAGCAAAAAAUUGCUGAAUAUGAGAAAUUAGGAUACAAAAAAUUACCUCUGUGCAUGGCCAAAACCGCUAAUUCCCUGACUGGUGAUGCUAAUAUCAAGGGAGCACCGACUGGAUUCAAAAUCGAAAUCUCGGACAUUUUUGUCUCGGUUGGUGCAGGUUUCAUCGUUCCAAUGGUUGGAGAAAUUAUGAUGAUGCCGGGAUUAUCUACCAGGCCGUGUGUAUAUGACAUGGAUUGGAACAGUGAGACAGAUGAAAUAGAAGGAUUGUUUUAAACAAUCAGUGUUGACGAAAAACUCAAAUAACAUUAGAAAUAACGAAAUUAUUCUCUUAGCACUAUCAAUUCCACUCUACGUAAAAGACCAUUCCUCAAGAGAUUGUUACAUUUUGUAUUAUUUUAUUACUGUUAUAAUAAAUCUGAAUCAUAUUGCU